Molecule: messenger RNA, 888 nt
Organism: Thyridium curvatum
Lineage: Eukaryota; Fungi; Ascomycota; Sordariomycetes; Thyridiales; Thyridiaceae
Exons: 3
Coding region: 1-888 (295 amino acids)
Molecular function (GO): S-adenosylmethionine-dependent methyltransferase activity
Source: RefSeq, a predicted model, not a curated record
AUGUCGUCACCACCGUCGGCGCCAGCGGCCGGCGACCCCCUCCCCGACGCCGCAUCGCGCGGCUUCCGCGACGCGGCCUCCUACGACGCCCACCGCCCGGCCUACCCGCCGGCCCUCGUCGCGGAGCUCCUGGCGCGGAUGCGCCUGUCGGAGGACCGGAGCCACGACGGCGCCCGCCGCGCGCGGGUCCUCGAGCUCGGCGCGGGGACGGGCAAGUUCACGGCCGCGCUGGCUGCCGCCCUGGCCGCGCGGAGGCACGAGGGGUUCGAGGUGCUGGCCGUGGAGCCGCACGGGCCGAUGCGGGAGCAGCUCGUGGCCCGGGGCCUGCCCGGGGUGCGGGUCGUCGAGGGCCGCGCGGAGGGGAUGCCUUUCGUCGGGGACGAGUGGGCGGAUGGGUGUGUUGUUGCGCAGGCUUUUCAUUGGUUCGCAACAGAGGAAACACUACGGGAACUGCACCGGGUGCUCAAACCCGAAGCCGUGCUGGGCAUGAUCUGGAACAUCGAGGACUCCCGCCUCGUGGCCGGCCUCGACGGCCUGGGAGCAGCAGCUCAACGACCUCGUCCUCGCGCUGCCCGACGACGGGCACCCGCGCUUCCGGCACGAGCGCUGGCAGGGCGUCUUCGCGUCGCAGAUGGAGGGCACCAGCAACCCCCUGCGGGUGCUCAGGGCGACGCUGCUGGCGGCGGGGGCGGCGGCGGAGAGCCUGCCGCGCUUCAGCCUGCCCCUGGGCGAGAAGAAGGUCGCGUGGAGCGUGUGGCUGGCGCCCGAGGCGCUGUGGAGCCGCAUGCGCACGCUGAGCCAGCUCGCCGUGCUGCGGGGCAAGGAGCGGGAGGAGGUGCGGGCGCGGUUCGACGGGAUCCUGGGUGGCGAGGACGUGCGGAGGAAUGA